AUGAGUCAUCAUCAUAAGGCCCAUGACAUAGCAAAAGUUGCAGCGGCUAGAUUGAAUGCAGCUGCAGCUACAAGGAAUUAUAAUGUGACACCCAGAGUAGAUUAUAGAACAGUUGUGAAGGUGGAUGGUCCAUUAGUUAUUUUGGACAAUGUGAAAUUCCCAAGAUAUGCAGAAAUUGUUAAUGUUUGUUUAGGAGAUGGAUCAGUGAGAAAAGGGUAAUNAAGAAAAUUUUGCCAAAUAAUCAUAUCUAUAAAUGUAAAAGCAAUUACUUGAUAGAGAUUUAGAAUUACUUCAAUUAUAAAGAACUAUUAAAAUUCUUAAAGAUUAAAAUGUAAUAACUAAAUUAAUCAUAGAAAAAACUCAUUAAUGAAAAUUCUGUAUUGAAAAAAGAAAACACUCAUAUGAAAACAAAAAUUGAUUCACUUGAAAAAAGGAUUGAAGGAUCUCCAACACAUGCCAGAAUAUCAGAAUAUAUAUCUGCAUUAACUGAGGUUGAUAAAAUUAAAAUAGAGUCACUUUUAAACUGA
Messenger RNA from Paramecium pentaurelia, 527 nucleotides. Lineage: Eukaryota; Ciliophora; Oligohymenophorea; Peniculida; Parameciidae. The record is from the annotation of a GenBank genome assembly.